ACACUACCACACAUAGAUCAUCCUCUCUCCACCUUUACAUCUGCACUCGCAGACAUACAAUCCGCUCCGUAGCAUGUUCAUUAUGUUUCAUUACUAAAUACACCCAUUCCAUAGCAUUGCCAAAUAUUGCUAAAUAUACUAAUUCUGUAUCAUUCCUGAACAUAG
This is a messenger RNA of Candidula unifasciata, 165 nucleotides long. Lineage: Eukaryota; Metazoa; Mollusca; Gastropoda; Stylommatophora; Geomitridae. The record is from the annotation of a GenBank genome assembly.